AUGAGCGACGCGACUAGCAGCAACGAGCCUUCCAAGACCACCGGCAACUGGAACGCCACGGUCGGCAGCAUCAAGGCGACUGUCGGCGACGCGACGGGCAUCUCCUCCCUCUCCCAAGCAGGCAACGAGCAACGCGCAGCCGGCAACGCCGAGUACAAGAUGGCGCAGGCGCAGGAGUACGCGACGGGUACGGCGGACAGGUUGGAGGGCAAGAUGGAUAGGGUGUUGGGUGCGGUCACGGGGGACAAGGCGCAGGAGGCGAAGGGAGUUGCCCAGGAGGAGAAGGGCAAGGCGCAGCAGGCCGCCAACUCGUAG
Messenger RNA from Rhodotorula toruloides NP11, 315 nucleotides. Its product is annotated as CsbD-like family protein. The record is from RefSeq and is a predicted model, not a curated record. The transcript is spliced from 3 exons. The coding region runs from base 1 to 315 and encodes 104 amino acids. Lineage: Eukaryota; Fungi; Basidiomycota; Microbotryomycetes; Sporidiobolales; Sporidiobolaceae.